This is a messenger RNA of Ctenocephalides felis (cat flea), 417 nucleotides long. RefSeq lists its product as uncharacterized. The record is from RefSeq and is a predicted model, not a curated record. The transcript has a single exon. Bases 1 to 417 code for a protein of 138 amino acids. NCBI's taxonomy places the organism in Eukaryota, Metazoa, Arthropoda, Insecta, Siphonaptera, Pulicidae.
AUGAGUCUUGCAGCAUCCGGCAUGAGUCUUGCAGCUUCCGGCAUGAGUCUUGCAGCUUCCGGCAUGAGUCUUGCAGCUUCCGGCAUGAGUCUUGCAGCUUCCGGCAUGAGUCUUGCAGCUUCCGGCAUGAGUCUUGCAGCUUCCGGCAUGAGUCUUGCAGCUUCCGGCAUGAGUCUUGGAGCUUCCGGCAUGAGUCUUGGAGCUUCCGGCAUGAGUCUUGCAGCUUCCGGCAUAAGUCUUGCAGCUUCCGGCAUAAGUCUUGCAGUUUCCGGCAUAAGUCUUGGAGCUUCCGGCAUGAGUAUUGGAUUUUCCGGCGUGCUUCUUGGAGCUUCUGGCAUAAGUCUUAAAUCUUUCGUCCUGAAACUUGGUCCCUCCGAUGCGAGAAUUGGAUUUUCCCUCUUGAGCUUUGAAUUUUGA